Molecule: messenger RNA, 7068 nt
Organism: Micropterus dolomieu (smallmouth bass)
Lineage: Eukaryota; Metazoa; Chordata; Actinopteri; Centrarchiformes; Centrarchidae
Gene: ahr1b
Product: aryl hydrocarbon receptor 1b
Exons: 12
Coding region: 573-3401 (942 amino acids)
Biological process (GO): regulation of transcription by RNA polymerase II
Cellular component (GO): aryl hydrocarbon receptor complex; nucleus
Molecular function (GO): transcription cis-regulatory region binding; protein dimerization activity; nuclear receptor activity
Source: RefSeq, a predicted model, not a curated record
CCGAGGAGAGGAGCAGCAGAGAGAUCCGGGAGGAGAGAGGAGAGGACGGGAGCACCGGGGGUUUUUAACGGCUACCGGUUUUCAUUUUAAUGUGUUUUGUCUCUACUCAGGAUGUGAGUUUAAACGGAGUUUUUAUUUUAUUUUUUAUUGACGCCAUGGACGGCAGGACCGGAGCGACAGACCCAAACUGCCACAGUGACGUUAACUCCUUCGUAAAACGUUAAAUACUUCAGCGGGGAGCUUAAGUGAGUCUGUUCCUAAUGAGUGAAUAUAGUGACAUUAUCUUUCUUUCUUAACUGUUUUAUCUCCUUUAAGCUUUUUAAAUUAACGUUACAAGAACUACAAGUCUCAACCAGACCUUAGCUGACGUUAACGGUCGAGUGGCGGUUAAGACAUGUCACAUUUAACGGUAACGUUAGCCACCUGCCUGUCCGUUAAUGGAAGCAGACGAAACACACGCUUCUGAUACCUGAGAGGAGUGCUGUGGACUGCUUCUACUGGACUCUACUGUCUGCCUGUUAAACUCUAUGGAUUUCCUCCAGCUUCACUGUGAAUAAAUCUACAUUAACAACAUGUAUGCUGCACGGAAAAGAAGAAAACCGGCUCAGAAGGGAGUCAAACCCACUGUCCCAACUGAAGGUGCCAAGUCCAACCCAUCCAAACGCCACCGUGACCGUCUGAACUCGGAACUGGACCGGCUCGCCAGCCUGCUGCCCUUCCCUGAAGACGUCGUCUCCAGCCUGGACAAACUGUCCAUCCUAAGGCUCAGCGUCAGCUUCCUGCGUACCAAGAGCUUCUUCUCCGUGGCGUUGAAGAACCCGCUGUCCAAUGGCAUGAAGAAGAGCAGCGAUCACUGUCAUGACAGCAAGACGUCAGGAUCUGUGGAUGGUCACAUACCUGAGGGGGAGCUGCUGCUGCAGGCCCUGAACGGCUUCAUCCUGGUGGUGACAGCUGAGGGAAUAGUCUUCUUCUGCUCUCACACCAUCCAGGAUUAUCUCGGCUUCCAUCAGACCGACGUGAUGCACCACAGUGUGUUUGAGCUGAUCCACACUGAAGACCAGCAGGAGUUCAGGAGCAACCUGCACUGGGCCCUCAACCCUCCUGCUGGUCUCGGACCCCCGACGGAUCCCUCAACAGACGGGGAGUCUGUGUCGUCGACCUCCUCCCGCCUGGUGAGCUACAACCCGGACCAGCUUCCACCUGAAAACUCCUCCUUCCUGGAGCGAGGUUUUGUCUGCCGCUUCCGCUGUUUGUUGGACAAUUCUUCCGGCUUCCUGGCGUUGAAUAUCCAGGGUCGACUCAAGUUCCUCCACGGGCAGAGCCGUCAUCAGUACGACAGCGAGGGGAGCACGCCGCCUCAGCUCGCCCUGUUCGCCAUCGCCACACCCCUCCAGCCUCCAGCCAUCCUUGAAAUCAGGACGAGGAACAUGAUUUUCAGGACCAAACACAAGCUUGACUUCACACCCAUGGCCUGUGACGCAAAGGGUAAAAUUGUUCUGGGCUACACCGAGGCAGAGCUGAGAGUUCGUGGUUCGGGUUACCAGUUCAUUCACGCUGCCGACAUGCUGCACUGCGCCGAAAAUCAUGUCCGAAUGAUGAAGACGGGCGAGAGCGGCCUCACCGUCUUCAGGCUGCUCACCAAGGAAAACAGGUGGAAGUGGGUCCAGGCUAACGCCAGGCUCGUCUACAAGAACGGAAAGCCAGACUACAUCAUCGCCACCCAGAGGCCGUUGGUGGAUGAGGAAGGAGGGGAACACCUGAGGAAGCGAUCAAUGCACCUUCCCUUCACCUUCGCCACCGGAGAGGCGAUGCUCUACCAGACCGGUUAUCCGCUGCACGGCUUCCCUGAUUCCUUCCAGGGCAAAGCGAAAGGCAGCAAGUCCAAGAAGGGCAAACUGGACAAGAGCUCUUCAGAUGACCUGCACCCAAAUUCUCUGCUGGGAGCGGUGAUGAGCCAGGAUGAGUCUGUGUACGUCUGCCAGCCGGACACGGAGCCGAAGAUGUCCUACCACAGUGGCCUUUUCAGCGAGCAGCAAGGUGACAGCAGUGGUUUUGGUGGCUUGUUAAAUGGCGACAGCUGGCAGAUCAUAUCUAACAGUGAGACGGGGAGAUGUAAUAGCAGAACAUCCAGUUAUGACCCACUGCUGGCCACUUUGGACUCUCUGUCCCUGGACGAAGAUGAAACCUGCUCCAAUAGCGAGCUCUUUAGCGCCCUGGAGAACCUGGGCUUGAACGCUGAAGACCUGGAGCUCCUGCUGCUGGAUGAGAGGAUGAUCCAGGUGGAGCUGGACCCCAACCACAUCCCAACACUGAGCGACAUUCUCACCAACAACGAAAUCCUCUCCUUCAUCCACGACUCGCUGGAAACUGGCACAGAGGGGGAGGAACAAGGAGAGAGAGGUGGACUCGGAUCUUCAACUAAUCCACCAAACUCAACCCAAAGUGUCGCCCAGCAGUCGCAGGCAUGCCUCACACCCGCUGUCCCUCCAGCUCUUCCCAUCAUCCAGCUGUCGCAACAGAUGCAGCAGCACAUCAGUGCAGGUGAGCUGGUGAAAGCUCAAACAGGACAGAUUCAGUCCCAGCCGGAAACAGCGGACACCAAGAUAUUAACUGGGAUUCCUAACAGUCAUUGGGUGGUUACGACACAGAACCCCCAUCACCCCAACAACCACACCCAUCACCACCCACAUCCUGUGCUCAAAGCCACACAGCAGAACGGUGAACAUAAACACCUUAACUCACUUCUUGAAUCGAGUCAACAGUGGCAGCUUCAGCAGGACCAGCACACGGUCCAGCUUCAUUCCCAUGAGCAGAUAAACAUCCAGAGCGCUUUGCUGCCUGGCUUCCAGAGUCAGCCCGGAGUGACAACGAACGAAUCUUACAUUCCAAACGGACACGCAGCCUUUCCACCAAACGUGGACGUCAGCCGCACAGGUUACAAUAUCACCAACACGCCUCAUGCAGGUGGCACAGUAGUGAAUGGCGUGACCACACCGGACGCUUGUCACUACCAGAGGUUGGUGGCCACCACGCAGCCCUACCAGCUGCAGGGUCACCAGAAGAACCAGCAGCAGCAGCAGCAGAUGUUGCAGCAGACUCAGGUUCCACCAUCUUGUCCCAGCCACAGCUCUACACUGGAAUUAGAGCAGUUACUGGGUUUGUCCCAGCAACAGCACAGCCUGCCGUCGAUAGAGGCCUAUGGCAUGUUCAGCACCACCACGCAGGACUCCACUCGCAGCAAGCUGGAGAACGGAUGCCUCCUCGGUGCUACCAAUGCAGCGUACAUCAGGACGUGUCUGAUGCCCAAUGGGAAUGGAGUGGCAGCGGGCGACAUCCCUGUCUCCUGCACAGACGGACUUUCCGCCCUGCAAGACCCCCAGAAAUCUGGAUUUUUCCUCUGAAAGGAUGAUGGCCGAGUAUCAGAGGAGGCUGGGAGAGAAGAGAAGGUCAGACAUCACGCCUGUGCUACUCAGAGAACCGGGUUGCACAAGUAACCUAAAGAUAAGCAUGAAAAGGAAAGACAAAUCAAGAAAACAAAAAAAAAGGGUUUUUUACCUGUCAUAUUUCGUAUCAUAAUAUAUUCCUAUGUUGUCGUGCUCUCACUCAAGUUUCAUUUUCAUGUUUGGAUAAGAUUUGUCCGGUGGCAAAACUCACCAUUUUCUGAUCUGUAUAUACACCGUUAAAGUCCUGAAAAGAAGAGAAGAAGAAGACACUCAGCAAAGGCUGGUGACUUUAGUGAACUGGCACCAAGGUGAGGUCAAAGAGUCUGUUCUUUAUCUGUAUUGUCCCGCUCUGAUACUGAAAUAACUGGCGACUAAAAGUUCCUUUUUUGCUGGAUCACUACAAAAUAUUUAACCCUAACUUAUUUUGACUGAUUGAUUUGAUUUUGAACUUUUAUUUCUAUUUCUAAACCAAUGGGUUCCAGAAAUAUAUGGAAUAGAGAGCCGAAGUCCCUCCCCAACAAAUGUUUUUAUCCCGUUUGAAUUGUGCCCUGAAUUACACACGUGAUGUUUGUCAAUUUCAGUCAAAACUUUGAAAGUAAAGAAAGUAUAAGACAUUGAAAAUGCAUAUUUGCAAAGACCACAAACCCAAAAGCUGCGCGUGUGACAUCAUAACUGUUUCUCUGAAUGGAUGAAGCUAACGUCAAAGAGCUUCCAUGUGUAGAUGAUGUCAUAAAAGGACAAGCUGGAUUAAACACAUCAGUUGAAAUAGCUAAGUUACAAACAUUAGCUUAGCAUUACAGCGCUAACAUGUUGGUGACGUCUAUUGUGUGAGACGAGAGAUGUAGUUCAUUGAUCGGUUUCACACAAAGCUAAAUUCUACUUUACUGUGACUUUCUUGACAUACACGCUUAUCUUUUAAAUUGACAAACAUCAUGUGUGUAAUUCAGGGCACAAUUCAAAUAAAAUAAAAUUGUUAUCUCUUGCCGUUGAGUUCUAUACAUAUUUUUAUGUAAUAAGGUCCCGUUGGGCGGAAGGGGAGUGACGUAAAAUUUCUAUACUACCUUAAAAACUGAUGCUUUGAAAAAUGGUCUACAGUUAUAAAAUAAAGGAAAUUAUUUGCUCUAUAAUCUAAAGUAUUUUAACUAAGAACAUUCAAAGCCGUGCGUGUGGAAAUAACACUCUCGAACUUAAGAGAAAUGUGACGUGAGUGUAACAGCAAGCUGCUUUUCAUCGCCGUGCAAAUCACUCAGCCUGACUGUUGGUAAUCUGUGAAUGGUUUGUCAGGGGGAACGUUUCUUAGAAGACACACCAACAGAUUAUUUAAACGUCAGUGUUCGUUUGUCACCUAGAUGUAGAUGAGCUGUAGGCUCAGUAGAUGUCGUUUCGUUCGUUGUGCUUUACAUGUCAACAAUACAGCAUUUAAUUCUUAUCGUUAACGAUGUUGAGAGGAGAUUGAAACAAUCGGUUUAAGGUUAAACUCAGAAAAGAAGAACAAAUGUUUUUAUUUAUUGCUGCCGUUCAUCCUAAUGCUGCAUCUUAGCCUGUUCAAGGUUUACAAGUGUUGUGCACUUACAUGUAUAUUACAGACACAAUCAGGAAGGAUCUGAUUUGUCCACUGAAAUCAAACCCAACAAAGCAUUUUUGUUUCCUGGACUGGAGAUAGUGUGAAAAUCUCCCUUUAAUGCCUUGUCUCGGCGGCCUUUGGCCAGUCAGACUCCCGCUUGCUUUAUCUUGCAAUCGUGCUGUGUGGGAAACACUGAGUGCUCUUACUUGCACGCAGUAAUCCAUUAAGGACCUAAUUGUAAAUAAUAGAUUACAACUGAAGGCUGACUAGGAAGUGCACGUUAAGUGUUCUUCAAGUUUUGUUUUCCUGUGAUCGCAAAGUGGUGAUUCCAUGAAAUGUAGAGAGCAGAAGAUUAAUUUCAAAGUUUGUGUGGAAAAUGAUCUAACGUAGAGAAAGUGUGAACUUCCAAACUGCUCCUUGAUCAAUAGUAUUAGUUGGAGACUCAAACCAAAUCAUGUUAGCCCAGCCAAGCGAGAGUUAAAAUUUAUCCUUUCUUAAUGGCAACGUUUUCUUCUCAAUUACAAUGGAGAGGAGGUGCCAUACUUUCCUUACAGGGCUGUGCAAAUGAAGCAUUUCUACUUCUAUUAAAGCCAGUACAUGCAGAGUUUGAAAGUAUCCUACUUGUCCUACACUGUGAGAGACGAUACUGUACACACUCAGACUUCAAUACGGCUGCUAACCAGACUUCCUCUUAGCUUGUGAAGGCUGAACAUUAUAACGAUACCUGAUUUCCUCUUGAAUUAUAACCUGGACUCAGAAAAUGAAAGCUAAUGCUGCAUUCAGUCAUGUCAGAUCACCUGUAAAUAACAGACGCAGCAGCGUCUUACUGGAAAUAAUUUUUAAGGAUAUUGUUAAAAAAACAUGUGUGGUGGUUUGUUUUUAAUGGUAUGACAUGCAACAGAGAUGAAAACAAAAAUCAAGAGCUUUGAUUUCGAAUGGCUUUUUGACUUAGUGUGUCACAGAAAAUCUAAUGUUGAUGUCUGAAGUGGAAAUAUAAUAAAAAUCUUAAUUAUAGGUUCGCGUUUAUAAAAGGUUAUAUAUAAUAAGUAUAUAUGUGCUGUAGUUUGUUUUUCCUCAUUUUUUCUGAUAUGACAUGAAUGCAGAAUCACUCUUUUUUACUUUAAAAGACAGACAGACAACAGACUGGACAGCAUUUAGCAUUUAGCACUGACUCAAAAACCAAAUGAGGAACACGUGAACACACGUGUGUCUGCAGUCGCUCCAUAGUUGAAUGUCUUGUGUAAACUGCAAAAGGCAUUUUAAAACAUGAAGCUUUUUAUUCCACUACAAAAAGGUGCUUUAAAGUGAAUAUCAGUAGCGUUAGUCACAGCGACGAAAUGCAUUUACAGAUUUGCGUCUGAUCUUUCUAUUAUUACUGAUUAUUUAAACCAGUUGUGAGAUCAAAUGCUGUAUGAAGAAAAAACAUUUACGAAAUGACAAUCAUUUACUAAGGCGCUUAAGAAAAAGAAAGUAUAUAACUGUGUUUUAUUAACGAUGUGGUUGCAAGCACGACUUUAAAAUCACUACUCUUACAAACUCUUUCUCCAGCACUGAAAGUAGUCUUGUAGAAAAAAAAGCAUUUCAUGACUCCGUGUUGUAUGAAUAUUGUUCCUGAGAGUCGCGUGUUUUAUCUUUAUGUCAUGUUUGAGGAUAGUUUGUCACUUUAGCUUAAAACGAAACGGUGCCAUAACGGAAACCUAGGCCAGCUCAGUUUUACAUACAAAUUUAAACUCUUUUCCUGAUCUUUUAGCAUCUUAAAGGCCACUUUGUCCACCAGGUAACACUAAAAAGUGACUGUUUUAUAUUUCCAAUGUGUUUUAUCAGCCAUUUCGUCAGAGUUGGAGUCAGCCUCAACUUUGGAACCAAACUCUCUGUAAGCUGAUUUUUUGUGGUUCGUUUUUUUUAAAAAGGCACACAGACUUUAUUUUGCUACUUUUAUCACUGAAGGUUGUAGCUGUACGUAAAACUAAAAAAUUUUUUUUUUAAAAUGCAGUUUGUCUUUGAGCCAUGUGUUGAAAUGUGCUCUUGGAUCCCGGAAAUAAAGGAUUUUGUGCAAUCACA